AUGAGACCAUACAAGCGGGAUACAUUCGAUUACACCAAAGUUUUGAACGUGAUUGUCGAUAUGAAACCCGCCGAUGUUCACGCUGGACCUGUAGCAAAACAAACAAAGGUAUGUCGGUUUUAUAAAAUGAGUUCAAUCUUUUUUUAGAAACAGAACCUGCCUGCAAAGAUGGAAGAUAUAUUUUGCGUGAUUUGUUUGGAUGAAAUCACUAACACACCUCACAUCCGAUGCACUGAAUGUACAUCUACAAUAUUAUUAUGUGUGAAUUGCUUCAGAUUAGGUGGGGAAUGUGGUACACAUCAUCGAGGACAUAACUAUCAGAUAAUGCAUGAUGCUGGACCGUCUGUAUUUACUUAUAAUGAGGAAGAAGGAGAUAGUUGGGGAGUUUUGGAAGACCUGAAGCUAUUGGAAUUGAUGCAGCACAAUAAAAUACACGAAUGGCAGGUCUUUAGUUAUAUAAUUUAACAUUUAGGUACAAAAUUCCUAUCUUUAUGUAAAGUUAAAGUCGUGAUUUUUUAUUUUUGAUUUAAUUUGCAUUUUCAAGGUAGUAACUUUAAUUGCUUUGAUUUUAGGCCUCAAGUUGAUGCAGAUCUCUUUAACAAGAACCGAACAGUUCAGGAAGCCAAGAAACACUUUGACAAUUGUUUUUUAAACUCUGUUUUUGGUCAUCUGGCUUUGAGUAAAGCAAAAGCGUAAGUUUUCCUAUUUUUUGCAAUUUUAUUAAAAUUUUAGGGCAAAAGUCCACGUACCUGGUUUGGUUGGUGCUGACAGUUAUUCCGGAGAAUUCUUUAGGCCAUCAACAAAGGCAGAAUUGAGGAACGGUAAGCUUAAUUAGUAUAAAAUGUUUGAAUUUUUGCAUAAAAACCAAUGGCACUUUGACAAAUAAGCCUUUAGAACUCCUGAGGAUGAUUCCUUACAACUUCAACAAGUUCGACAAGGAAAAAGUGAAAAUCGUACCGAAAUCGCUAAAAAGCAUCCUUACUAACAACAGGAAUGUGGAUAACUUGAUCUGCGAGUUUAGUACAAUCCACAUCGACCACAAUCCUUCAAAGAAAAAUGAUGUAGAUGAUUGUUACCUAAAAGAUCCGAUGACCAAGCUGAAUGAAGUCGAAAAUAUGUUUGACGUAGGUUUAUUUCACAGAAAUGAGUAUUUCAUUUUUAUUCUUAUAAUCGUAGCGUUUACAGAUGGAUGAUGAGGUUCCAGUUAUCAAACCCGUGUCUCCGAAAAGAGAACGAAAGGUAUCGUCACCAAGAAAGACAUCAAACAGCUCGGUGGCUGAGCCCAGCGACCGUGGAUCAGAUGCGGAGGAUGAGGAAGACUCAGGAGACAUAAGAUACAAGUUCAGGAGAAGGGAAUCGCCUCAGAAUGUGAGAAAAUUAAAACGGAAGCUCUCCAUAAUAAAAGAAGCAAAGGUAAUAUUGACACUUAGCUUGCCAUUUGUAUAGUAACUUGUGUAUUCAAUGGGAAAUUUUAAGACAGAACCACAACUUUUACGGAAACGACAACCCAAAAAGCAAGACAGAUUGUCGAUUUCUCCACGAAAGCCAAAAUCAGCCAUCAGAAUCGGAAGUCGAGGAAGGACACGGCUGGAAAAACCUCCAGUGUUAUCACCUCAGCUUAAACCUGAAGUUCAAGAUACACCACAAGGACGAAGAAUUCCGAGUAAGUUAUUGUAAUUAGAUGUUAAUGCUGGUUUAGAGAAAAGACCAGAACAUAAAACAAGGUCGACCUUCACUGUCAGCGAAAUCGUCAAACAUCGCAUGGCAUAUCCUCAUCUACAUUUUUUUACAAACGACGCUCCGCCAUUAAACAAGCUCCAGAUUAAAGGAUUCGAUGCCGAAGACUUGAACUUGGUAGCAUACAAUCCACGGAGAGAUGAUUUUGAACAUGUAAGUUCGUAAUGUAAGGUAAUAUGUUUUUUGUUUAGGAAUACCGAAAUAACGCUGAAGAUUUCAUUUGCAAGAUAUUCUUGAACGGUGAACAGUUCCACGAAACACAAGUUGAUCAACUGAAGAACGGUAAAUGUUUAAUAUUGUCAUUUUUCUGUAAAGGGUGACAAGUCAUGUUUUCAAACAGGACAAAUAUUUAUUUUUAGCCGUUCGUGUGGCACGAGUUCAUCGAUACAACCGGAUUCUGGAGAGGAGAAUCUCCAACCACGCGAUAUGUCGAGAACACGAGUUACUCAGCGAAUUCUUGCACAUUGUAAAGACAAAUGUGAACGAACGGAAUAAGUACGCUCCAAUUAACGAAGACGCCUUCCCGUCGAAGAAACGAGCUGAUGAAUGUCGCCCGUUCCUAGCUAAAUUGAGGCGCCUUAUGACUCAGGAUGAACUGCUAGAACUAACUGAUGAUUUGGGGGAGAUCGACGCCUUGGUAGCCAAAAUAAGAGCCCUUAGGCAGUUCCAGAUGUCAGGAAUCACAGAGCUCAAAGGGCGGUAUAAACCCGACUUCACUCCAGGUCGACGGAGGAAAAAAGGGAGGAGGAGUGAUUACGAUACUAAAAAGUAUGUGUUUUAAUUGAUAGUAAUUUCUAAACAUGUCAUGUGUUACUUUAUAACAAAAGAAAUUGACAAUAUUCUAAAUUACAUUUCCAGAGCCGAACUUCGAUGGAAUCGCAUUAAAAAGUGGAAUAAACAGAACAAGUAG
Bursaphelenchus okinawaensis is the source of this 2647-nucleotide messenger RNA. The record is from the annotation of a GenBank genome assembly. Lineage: Eukaryota; Metazoa; Nematoda; Chromadorea; Rhabditida; Aphelenchoididae.